Molecule: messenger RNA, 1325 nt
Organism: Juglans microcarpa x Juglans regia
Lineage: Eukaryota; Viridiplantae; Streptophyta; Magnoliopsida; Fagales; Juglandaceae
Exons: 2
Coding region: 188-1180 (330 amino acids)
Source: RefSeq, a predicted model, not a curated record
UAAUAAAAAAAGCCUUUUUCUCCUUUAUCUGACGGCCCACGUUUCACCACCACCCCUCCGUUCCAUUCUCCUUUAUAAAUAUCCCCCGUUAAGGCGAGAACUUGCAUUAAGGUCGCACUUGCAAGUUCUCGCCACUCAUUGGAUUUUCUUCGAGACUUCGAUUCACUCUCGAACAUCGCCGGAACAAAUGGCGUACAUCUCAGUGAGUUCGAGCAAUAACUGGACUCUUUCUCUUAAGCUUGUAUUGAUCUCUACCGGUGUGUUAUCCCUAGCUGCGAUGUUGAAGCUUUCGCUUCCAGUGGUAUCGGAUUUCGUUGCCUAUGAAAUCCCUUCUAUUUGGAGCUGUGUGUUGUCAUGGCUGAGGCCUCCGUACCUCUAUAUCAUCAUCAACUUCAUCAUCGUCAGCAUCCUCGCCUCCUCCAAGCUCCAGCAGAAACACGACGAUCUGGCGCCUGAUAUGCCGGUUGGUCAACCACCUCCGACAAAGGUCUCCGGGAUUGUAGUGGAUGACACUGUUAUUUACGGAGACGGCGUCGUUUUCAGUGAAUACGGCUACGUCGGGCAGAAGGUUUCGAUUUCUGAGGCGCAGGUAGUGGAUACGGAGGGUGUGUGGGAACGAGUGGAUCAGAAGAAGGCCGUGAGCGAUGAGAUGUUGGCGAACAGAGGCGAUGAGGCCGGGGAGCUGGAGAGGAAAGAUUCGUUGGAGGUUUUGUUUUCGAGUAAAGAGAGAGAGAAACCGCCGGUUUCUACCAAAUUCGCUCAUCGAAAGCCUCUGAAAGCCAAUCCUGAAGCGGGGAAGGCCUUGAGAGUGUCAAAGCCGAAGAGGCAGGAGACGCUGGAGAACACGUGGAAGACGAUAACGGAGGGCCGAUCCAUGCCGUUAACGAGGCACUUGAAGAAGUCGGACACGUGGGACUCGUACGUGCGGCGUAAACAGCCAGCGGAUGAGAACACACCUCCGAAGAUGAAAAAAUCCGAGACAUUCACCGACCGAAGCGGCAACUCGUCGCUGAGUCCGUCGCCUGGCUCGGGGCGACUGAAGAGGGAACCGUCACCGAGUCAGGACGAGUUGAACAGGCGAGUGGAGGCGUUCAUCAAGAAGUUUAACGAGGAAAUGAGGUUGCAGAGACAGGAAUCCUUGAAUCAGUACCAUGAGAUGAUACGCCGCGGUGCCCACUAGAAACUUUACUAGAAAACAACCAGUUCAACGUACGUAGAAGGUGUCUUUUUCUUUUUCUUUUUUGGUUUUCUGGGCAAUUUGGUAGAAUGAUAAUGCUAGUGAGGCCUGUAAAGGCAGAAAUUAUAAAAUUUGUUCAUUUCCCAAA